AGCCGUGAUAGGCUUAACUGCUUAAGUCCUUAACUCCUUAAGGCUUAUCAUAUAUUCAGGCCCAUGAGAAAGCCCAAAUCAUUGUAUUGCAGUGCUAGGCCCGGGCUUAAGCCCGAAGGCUACAUAGUCCUGCUCCACCAUCCACCUUCGUCUUCUUCUUUGACAAAUCGCUGUCUCCUUUCAGCUGCUGAGGACAUCGACGCCGGCAAAAGAGCUUCAACUCACUGCGUAGGAAAAACACCAAAACCCAGGUGAUUACAGACAAAUAUCUCAACUAUGGUUUAGACAGAGAGUGCAAUUUGCUGCAAUAGUAGCAUGCGGAUUUUUGUUGGAUACAAUGACAAAUGAGAAUACAAGCAGUGUUGAGAUAGAUUAUGAAUAUGAAGAUUAUAAUAGUUCAAAGCGCCCAAAAAUGACAUCCAAAGUAUGGGAAGAUAUGCAGCGAAUCCAAACAACUGAUGGCAGCAAAGCUCUGUGCAAGCAUUGUGGAAAGAUGUUGCAAGCUAAUUGUGGGACUUCUCAUUUGAAACGUCACUUAAUGAUAUGCCCGAAGCGUCCAAAAACUGCUGAUAAUACUGAAGAUUCAAUGCCUACAGUUUGCUUCAGAGGCAGUGGCAGUGCCAAAGAUUCUGGAUUAAACACACUGCUUAUGGUUCGUCCAUUAAAGGUUGAACCCGAAUCCCAAGUCACAAUUUAUUCACAGAAUCCAAAUAUUAGGGUACCAACUGCCAUUCCAUCUAUAGAAAACACCCCCAGUUCCAUACGAGAACUACAUGAGAAAAACAGUUCCAAUUUGUUGCUGUCUGGCAUUGAAUCCCCCCAGAAUGAAGAGGAACUUGUACUGAACGAUGUAGAAAUGAAAGCAUUUUAUGCUUCUCUUGAUGCUGAGACCUCAGUUACAUCACCUUCCCAAGAUAUCUCAGCCGUUACCGAAUCAUCGAACAGCACACCAUGUGAAGAGACCAAGAAUGCAUUGCAAACACUGCAAGACCUUCUCUCCAAAGACUUCUCUGCACUAGUGCAUCCUGGACAGUGUGGUACCUUCAAAUCUACUAUAGAUUACCUUUCCAAGUUGUCUUCUGACGAUGGAGUCUCAUCAGAAAUAAAGUUGUUGAUAUUAGAAGUAUCAAGAGAAUUCACCAGGUGGAGUUGUGACUACAAUGAUGCUAGUAGGAAAAUAGAGUCUGCCAGUGCCAACAUCUUGAAAGCAGAUAAACUAGAAGAGAAUCUUGAAGUGAACAAGAAUCAGUUCAAGGAAGUCUUGUCGUUGGAAAAUGAGUUGAGCAACCAGAUCGCGAGCUUGGAGCAGAAGAAGAAAGAGCUAGAAGAGCAAAUAAGUGCCAUUAAGGCUAACUUAUCUGUGUUUCAAUCAGCAAAGAACACAGCUAUUAAGAGGAAAAGGGAAGUCUUUGAAGAAGCAAAGACACUCAAAGCACAAAGAGAUGAGUUGAGGGACCAAGUGCCUCACUUGAGAGAUGAGUGUGAAGAGGCCAAGAAAAUACAAGCAAAUUUAAGAGCUGAAUGGACAAAGCUUGGAGAAAAAUUUAGCAAAGGCUUAACUGGGGUCAAUUGUGAGGACUCGGAUGGUAUGGCUAUUCAGAUAUGUCAACCAGAAAAUCAAAUUUAAAAAUCUGAUUUUGAUUUUAUUUCAUAUAGAUAGCUUCCUUCAUACCAACUGAAUGAUGACCUAUAAAUUGCUCUGAUACUUGUUAGAACUCCAUGAGGAGAAAGCUAGUGACUUUAAUUUCAUGAGGAUAAUGGUUAUGAUCGUUCAAUAUGUAGUUGUUUACACUGUCAAAUUAUGAUAGAUAACGGGUUUGAGCCACUUCACCGA
Molecule: messenger RNA, 1834 nt
Organism: Arachis ipaensis
Lineage: Eukaryota; Viridiplantae; Streptophyta; Magnoliopsida; Fabales; Fabaceae
Source: RefSeq, a predicted model, not a curated record